GUGUCCUAGAGGGUUGACAUUUCAUACACAACUGUCAAAUGGGUAUUCUUGAAGAUUUUACGCAUUUUAAAACAUAAAUAUCAGCUUUUUCCAAACAUAUUUACGGGCAUUUACUAUACGCUUGCAUCAGACGUGGGAAAUGGAGGACGAUGCACCUGUCAUAUAUGGCCUCGAAUUUCAGGCUCGUGCACUUACUUCCCAGAUAGCUGAAUCAGAUGCCAUUCGAUUCCUUGUGGGCACCCAGUCCCUCAAAUUUGACAAUCAGAUCCACAUCAUUGACUUUGAUGAUGAGAAUAACAUCAUUAGUAAGAGCGUCCUGCUGCACCAGGCAGGGGAGAUAUGGCACAUCAGCGCCAGUCCUGCAGAUAAAGCCGUGCUGUCGACCUGCUACAACAAAACCAGUGAGAGUCGCGUAGUGACGUGUGGGGCUGUAUGGAGGAUGCCCCCAGAGUGGGAGUCAGGGAGCCACGAGUCCCCAGACGAUCCCCACAACUCCCACAACCCCCAGAACCUGGAACUCCUCUGUCACCUUGACAACAGCGCCCAUGGCAACGCCUCCAGUGUCCUGUGGGAGCCCAUGGGAGAUGGGACGCGUGUGAUCUCUCUGGCUGAUAACCACGCUCUGCUCUGGGACUUGACGGAGAGCUCUACCCAGGCCACGAUCUCCAGCAGUGCCACCCUAGAGGGUAAAGGUCAACUGAAAUUCACCUCUGGGAAGUGGAGUCCUCAUCACAACUGUACCCAGCUGGCCACAGCCAACGACACAGCCAUCAGAGGCUGGGACCUCCGCACCAUGAGUCAGAUCUACUGCAUAGAGAAUGCUCAUGGGCAACUGGUUCGAGACCUUGACUUCAAUCCCAACAAACAGUACUACCUGGCCAGCUGUGGGGACGACUGCAAGGUCAAAUUUUGGGACGUGAGAAACAUCAACGAGCCAGUCAAGAUCCUGGAGGAGCACUCUCACUGGGUGUGGAGCGUUCGCUACAACCACUCUCAUGAUCAGCUGGUGCUGACCGGCAGCAGUGACAGCAGGGUGAUUCUGUCCAACAUGGUGUCCAUCUCCUCCGAGCCCUUCGGUCACCUGGUGGACGACGAUGACCUCAGCGACGGAGAGGACAACCACCAGUACGACAAGAGCAAGGAGCCCCUGCAGGACAGUAUCAUCUCUACCUACGAGGAGCAUGAGGACAGUGUGUACGCAGUAGAGUGGUCCUCAGCAGACCCAUGGCUCUUUGCCUCUCUCAGCUACGAUGGCAGACUAGUCAUCAACAGGGUCCCCCGUGCACUCAAAUACCAUAUCCUGCUCUAGACAGACUACACACUGGACCGACGACUGGACUCAUCAUAGAGUGACGGAGAAGAGGGCGAGGAAGGAGGAGCGAUGAGGAGGGGAGCCGACCGUGUCCGACACCCGUCGGCAGACCCUGCACACAAACUCUCUCUUUCUCUCUUUUUUUCUCACUUUCCAUCCAUCCCUCUCUCUCUCUCUCUCUCUCUCUCUCUCUGUCUCUCUCAUUUUAUUUUUCUCUCCCUCACCCUUUCUACAAAAUAACUGAUUACGUUACACAUUCCCCUUAAUGAUGCAUCUGACUCUGUUUGCUAAGACAGAGAAAAUACAAAACUGCCGGUAAUCUAUUCUGUAUAUUGUCAAGUAAAUGCUAUUUAUGUCAACUAGAUUUUGUUUAUUAUUUUUGGUGAACAGUUACUUUACUGAGCUUUUGGGGAUCUUCUGAAGGAUUUUCUCUUGACUGGGAGCCCAAAGGUAGUCUAGUCAGAGACUGGGAGCCCAUAGGUAUUCUAGUCAGAGACUGGGAGCCCAUAGGUAGCCUAGUCAGAGACUGGGAGCCCAUAGGUAGCCUAGUCAGAGACUGGGAGCCCAUAGGUAGUCUAGUCAGAGACUGGGAGCCCAUAGGUAGUCUAGUCAGAGACUGGGAGCCCAUAGGUAGUCUAGUCAGAGACUGGGAGCCCAUAGGUAGUCUAGUCAGAGACUGGGAGCCCAUAGGUAUUCUAGUCAGAGACUGGGAGCCCAUAGGUAGUCUAGUCAGAGACUGGGGGUUCCUUGCAUGCCUCAAUGGCAGCCUCACCCUGGGGAAUGACAGGAGGUGUAUCCAGGGCACUAUGGUUCCUAGAUGACAGGUUGAAGCCAAGAGGUAGCUCGGAAAAUCACCCCCCCCCCAAACCCUCUCCUGAUAUUUUUUUCUCUUCCUACACCUCCCUCCUCACUAAUACCCUUUUUCCACUUCCUCAUAUAUCAUCCCCUCUGUUCUCCUCCUCCCAUACCCUCUGUCUCCUCCGUCCCUGUCUUUCUGUACAGUGUGUGUUGACGUUGGUCUGUAGUGACAAUGGUAGCCUUCUUUAGAUCCACUGACAGCCUUUUUAAUUGCAGCUUGACUCUGCUCAGGGCUCCUUCUCCAGGCAGAGCUCCAUGGUGCCAGGAGAACCCUGAGAGACUGUGGGUCUUCAUUAACCAUGCCCAGGUUGGCGCCCAGGGCUUGAAUGCAGACUAGCACCCUUCCCCUCCUCUAGAAGGCAGCUCACAUCCACAACCCUCAUUAUAGCUCAGUGAAUUAUUGAAAAGGGGAUUGGGGCGUGGGUCUAAUGUGGUUUAGAAGCUGAAAACAUAAUCUUCCCCAAACCUGUCCCUCUAUCCUGUCUUUAAUUUGAGAUUGUGAUGCUUGUCAGUUGUCACCCAAUUAGAAACGCACACAUGCCAUGUCCCAGAGACACACACCACAUCCCUCUGUUCCCUCUUUUGACUAAGAUGCUGGUGGUGUGACAAGCUUGCAGCCAUGUGGCAUGUUGCAUGUUCGUUGUAUUCCUUUAGGACUCACUACGCGUGUGUGUGCGUGCGUGCGUGCGCACGGUCUCUGUGUAUGCUGUUGACUGUGUGGAAGGCUGCAUGCUAGGGACAGAAAGACACAAAUAUAGAUGGGUAAAACGUGGAUGGCCAGAUGGUUGGAUCGGCAUUGAUAGUUGGAUGAGAUCAAUAUUAGAAUAAUUCAACUAUCUCCAUCACAACUGCAGAUGUGUUAGUCCUGAUUGACGCCUUCGCCUGCUCAGUUGCCUUCCUAUGAAUACAUUCACAGUAAUGCUCCUCGCUGUUUCUUAUCUAUAGUCACUUUACCCCUACCUACAUGUAAUAUUACCUCAAUUACCUCGACAACUAACCUGUGCCUCAGCACAUUGACUCGUACCGGUGCCCCCUGUAUAUACCCUCGUUGUUUUAUUUUAUUGUUACUCUUUUCUUUUUCUACUUCAGCUUAUUUAGUCAAUCUUUUCUUAACUCUUAUUUUUCUUAAAACUGCACAGUUGGUUAAAAGCUUCUAAGUAAGCAUUUCACUGUACGGUCUACAACGGUUGUAUUCGGCGCAUGUGACAAAUAAAAUUUGAUCUGAUUGAAUAUUAGCGGAUUAAACUAAGCAUGAUGCAUUGAUAUUCCGUGUACAAUGUUCACCUCUGGAGACAGAAGAGGACUGCUGACAAUGCAGAUGACUGAAAUACUCUGCUGCUGUGCUCUGUACCACUGAUAUCCACAGGCUACACCACAUUACCAUCCAGCCCUGGCCCCAGCUCUGCUCUACUGUAAAAACAUGUGAUUCCAGUGUGAAUCAGGAGCGGUGGGGGUGUUUUUUGGGCUGUUGACUGUGCUUUAAAUAUCUGGGGAAACAGCCGAGGGAAAGGUCUUAUUCUCACGUCGAGCUCCCAGAGUUCAACUGUUUUGCCCGGCACGACUGACAACUAUCGUCUGUGUCACACAGUCACAUGACCCCUAGUGCAGUGUACCUGUCAGCGGUGGUGACGAGCAUCUUCAAGUCAAGAACCCGGAUCUCCAAACCCAGAUGGCGUCAUGGUUGAUAUCACAUGUGACUGGCAGAUACUGUAUCCACUGGAUGGGCAAGGCUGAGAUUUACAAACGGUUUUAAAAAGAGUUGUCUUCAGUGUUUUAUUGAGAACAGCAAAUAGUCAAUUACACACUUUACAUGUGAACUCUAGAUGCGUUAUGUUACUGUACUUAACCUCUGAGGUUUGUUGUUGGUUAAAAGGGUCAAGUAUCUCUUGAAAAUAACCUGGAUGAAUCAAGAUACAUUUCUUACGGUGUCCCCAGUUUACAUGUCAUUGAGAUGUGUCAGUCUACACUGUAUAUUUGAAAGUUGGUUCAAGUUCAAAUAUGUACUGAACUUAAAUCCUAGCAAGAGACGUACAGAGUAGAGGAAGAACACUUCAAGUAAAGCCUGAGCCUUUAUUGUGUGUCCUAUGCAAUCUAAAUAUUAUGCAGAAUGGCAGCUGCUUGUCUAAACCCCCCCAUGGAGUCAUGCCUCACUAUGUUUCCUGCUUUCAUCUCCAUUGCCUCGAUUUCUCCUUUGUUAUCUUGGCAUGAAUUCAAAAUACCCUAAAUUUCUUCACAUAUGCAGGUAGCCCAGUGGUUAGAGCGUUGGACUAGUAACCAAAGGUUGCAAGAUUGAAUCCCGAGCUGACAAGGUAAAAAUCUGUCGUUCUGCCCACUGAACAAGGCAGCUAACCAACUAUUCAUAGGCCGUCAUUGAAAGUAAGAAUUUGUUCUUUAACUGACUUGCAAGUUAAAUAAAGGUAAAAUAAAUAUUAA
Molecule: messenger RNA, 4603 nt
Organism: Oncorhynchus nerka (sockeye salmon)
Lineage: Eukaryota; Metazoa; Chordata; Actinopteri; Salmoniformes; Salmonidae
Product: EARP-interacting protein homolog
Exons: 10
Coding region: 140-1309 (389 amino acids)
Biological process (GO): protein ubiquitination
Molecular function (GO): protein binding
Source: RefSeq, a predicted model, not a curated record